Anopheles aquasalis is the source of this 2245-nucleotide messenger RNA. RefSeq lists its product as uncharacterized. NCBI's taxonomy places the organism in Eukaryota, Metazoa, Arthropoda, Insecta, Diptera, Culicidae. The record is from RefSeq and is a predicted model, not a curated record.
UAUUCGCUCCAAAGAAUCGGUGUCCCUUUUCCCGUGGAAAUAGCUUUUCUUAUGUGCAAAAGUGUACAGUGAAGUGAACUUGGAGGCCCGAGCAUACGAGCAAAAUGAUGACCCGAAGGAAAUCCGUGCACGAGUCCACGCUGCAGGCACAGCUGCAGCAGGAACGGGCGGCCGAGGAUCAACUGGCAAUCGGGACACUGGCAUCGGACAUCGCCAAUAUUCUGAAAACUAGUGUAGGGCCCGGAACGACCGGCAACCAAUCCACCGGUCUACUGCCAAUAUCAUCGUCGCCACAAGCGCAAACCCCAGGCACAUCAUCGGCCACCAAACCAACGACAACUCUGGGAGAGGCAGCUGAUCCGAAGAAACCGGCCGGAUCGUUUACACCUUCUUCAAUCGCCGGUAGCAGCAACAGUAUCACGUCUCCACUUACAAGCAACUCCUUUGGCCCUUCCAGUUCCCCCAGCGUAGUGCCGUCUGCCGCCAGGGGAAGCUCCGUGAAUCGCAGCAAAACGCCACGCAUCUCAAAACGGUCCGCAUCUCUGCUGGAUGCUGCUCAACCUCCAGCAGUCACGGUUCCGUCGUCUAGCAACACCGGCAUGCAGACUAGCAGCAGCAUGGCCUCCUCAGUCUCCGCCAGUGGAAGCACAAGCACAAUGAACACCAUGGCCACGGCAUCUACGACUCCCGUACAGAAUCCCGUCCAGCAGACACUUGCACAGAAUGGCAUGGAUCCGGACGAGAUACCAAAGUUCAAGGGUUACCGCAUCAUCGAAAUUGACCAUUUCCUGCAGUGGGCAGCCUUCUCCCAGUUUAUGCACUCGAAGCACUGCCCGGGCGGAUUGCUUAAACCGUACCAGGAGUACAUCAGUGGCUGUUACUCGACGUUCGCGAUGAAGUGUAGCCGCUGCUCGGCGAUCAUUACACGCUCCUCGGAGAACUACAUUCACCACAACAAGCUGGUGAACCGGUUGGUCAAGGGUACGAUACAGCUGGGCAAGGACUACGACGAGAUGCUCCAGUUCAUGGAUCUGCUCGAGGUACCGUUCGUGACACGUGACGAGUUUCAAUCGGUACGUGCCCAGCUGGGCUCUUCGCUCGAGGACCAAUCCGCACUGCAGCGGGCCGUCGAGGAGCUAGAGCAAGCGUCGGUUCAGUCGAAGCGCAAGCGGCACGGUAGCUGCAAAUACCACUACGAAGUGCUGAAGGUGUAUCUCAACAAAAAGAUGAAAAAAAUUGAAGAGAAUCUACAGCUCUCGGUGAACGAUUCCGUAGCGCUGGCCGUUAAUGCACAUUUGAAGAACGUUUCGCACGUUCAGCUCAUGCCCAAUGGACACAGCAGUAACAUGAAUUGUGCGAUACUUGGUGCCGGGGGAGGAGGAAGUGGUGGUGGUGGAGGAGGAGGAGCAGUUUACGGAAGUGCAGUUACCUCUCAUCCGGUCAACACUGGCCAACACAGCAACGUCAACAGUACCAGCAUCAGCACACACGGGCUAAAUGGGCCACCAACGAUAGGCACAGGUCCGGUACCACCGGGUGGCGUACGCUCUACAAUGAUGCUGGAACCGUCUGGGAUGCUUGGGAGCGGAGGGAUCGCUAGGUUACCAUCAUUCAAUCGUGAUCAGCAACAGCAACAGCAGCAGCAGCAACACUGACCGCUGGAGGAACGUUCCGUCGAGUGGUUCGAUCGCUGGCUUUCGAUUGAUGAACAGCACAACUAAUGACCGGACGCGCCAGUUGGUGCCAGUUGUCAGUUUUAAUAUUUGUUUCUUUGAAUUAAGUCCUGUAAGUUCCUCGGUCAGACGAGCGACCGUCCGUCGUCGUCGUUGCCAUCGGAAGCUAUACCAAAACAAUGUGCCAAUACGAGGCGGGACAAUUACACGGCCCCGUUCUUUUACCCUAGUAUAUCAGCCAAAAAUCACUUAAUCGUCUAGCAAGUAAGUCAUCUCGACCGGCAAGGGCGGGCAAUAGAGACUGCGAAGAGAUAGUAGAGAGCUGGAAUGCUUUUGCGCGAAUAAAGAGAGCCAGCGAUACGAGUUCAACGAGAUUACAUUCGCGAGCUUAUACUUUAGACAUGUAAGGCGCAACGGCCCUAUGUGUAAGCGUAGCGUCUUUUACCUAUUCGUGAUUGAUGAUGAUCGGAGCGUAUCGUGAUGUGAGUGGAAAAGCGUCAAACGAAUUAGAUGUGCAGCAACAAAGUAGGACGCGACCCUAGGAUGAUAAGCAAAAAAAUUCUAUAUAACAA